CACACCGACGGUAACAGCUGCUCGCGGGUACAAGAACGAAAAUUGUAACCGAAAAAAAUCACAAUUGUGCAAUUGCUGCAAAAAAAGAAACAAUUGAAAAAAAGAGCGCGCAACUUUGGUGUAGCCCGUCGGCGGGCGAGAGAGCGAGCGGAAAAGUGGAUUAAAAAUAUUCAUCGCAGGAGGAUGAAAAGCGCCUGGUGACACAGGUCGGAUACUUGACGGCCACCACAAAAUGCAGACUGUUGGGCUGUUGCAUAAAUUCCCAUAGGCGGACGGCACACACACAUCACGUGUUUGGCUUUGGCUACAAAUUUGUGGCCCACGAUCACACGCGAGCAGCUCUCUCCCAAUUUCAGCCAUUCUCAUUGCUCUCUUUUGUAGUCAACAUGUUCUCACUUCAACGGCUGCUGCGCCACAUGGGCGGCGUGACGCCAGGAGCUACAACUACACUGUGCACAGCGACAGCUACAAAGCACUCUAGUCAGGCGAAGUUCGGCGAAAACGACAUUCACGGUUCACCCUCGCAUACGGACGGUCGCAGUCACGGCGAAUCAGAGUCGGAUUUGGAGUCGGCGCACGGCCAGAAUUUCACAGCACAGCAGUUUGCCAGGAGGAUUCUGCAGCAGCGCAGCCAGGACAUUCAGCGCCACAUCCACACGCAGGCAUCAAAAGGACAGACAAGGGCUAAGUCCUCGCAGCACCAACAGCAGCAGACCUCCACAAAGUUCGCCAUGUCAUCGCUAGCGGCAGAACCGUUGCAGUCCCAAAAGCAGGAUGAAGUCUCGGCCAGCGCGGGCGGCAAUGUGGAGUCGCCGGAACUGGGAGCCUCCUGUCACGAUGUGGCUUCCGCAUCGACCAACGCCGGCAAGAAGCCCUGCUUCAGCACUGGGCUCGGCGAGAUUCUUCAGUUCAUGGAGCUCAUCGGCAAUCUGAAGCACACAAAACGCACCGGAUGGGUGCUGCGUGAUGUCAACGACUGCGAAUCGAUUUCGGGCCACAUGUACAGGAUGAGCAUGCUGACCUUCCUGCUGGAUGGCAGCGAGGGUCUCAAUCAGAUCCGCUGCAUGGAGCUGGCAUUGGUACACGACUUGGCGGAGAGUUUGGUGGGCGAUAUAACGCCCUUCUGCGGGGUCUCGAAGGACGAGAAGCGGGCUAUGGAGUUCAAGGCGAUGGAGGAUAUAUGUAAAUUGAUCGAGCCCCGUGGCAAGCGUAUUAUGGAACUUUUUGAGGAAUACGAGCACGGGCAGACUGCCGAGAGCAAGUUCGUCAAGGAUCUGGACCGCCUGGACAUGGUGAUGCAGGCGUUUGAGUACGAGAAGCGGGACAAUUGCCUUCUGAAACACCAGGAGUUUUUCGACUCGACGGAGGGCAAGUUUAACCACCCGUUCGUAAAGAAGCUGGUCAACGAGAUCUACGAGCAGCGCGAUGUCCUGGCCAAGGCUAAGGGUGCCACGCCUCCGCCGGCCAUCGAGGUGCCCAACAUGGACCGGCCCUCGAAGCUGGCCAACGGGCACGACGGCUCGAGUUGAGCGUUAUUCUAGGAACCAGUCUUAGGCUAGCACAUGAACACAUCCUCACAUACAAACCACCACGCUCUUAACUUGUAAGCCAAUCCAACUAACAAACUGUUAUGCCUACCUCGACACGCUCAUAGCUAGAUCUAACUUUUAACACACUAAUUUAUUGCGAAGGAAGCGGAUAAGAUGGAACCGAUGGGAGUAGCUAUCAAUUAUUCUAAACAAACACCUGUUGAACACGUCUCCUUUGUUCAAUUUCCUUUAAGUUAAGCGUAAAGUUGUACGAGUUUAUCCAAAUAUUGAAUUGAUCUGACUAGGAAACACAAUUGUACAUAACUAAAUGAAAUUGUAGUUUAUUUUAACCGUAGACGAGGCGAACUAUUGUAAAUGUUGUCCUAGAACAAUUUUAUUGAAGCAGCCGAACUUUCAAAUCAAAAUGUUAAAUCAAAAUCAAAAUACUUGAUUUCUUUAAAUAAUUUGUUCGCACCUGCAUUACUUUUACCCUUGAAUCGAACAAAUGUAACCAAAAUUAUAAUUAAUAUAACUUUGUGAGUUAGGCAAUAUAAAGAUGCAGUCACGCUUAAGACGUGGCUAAAGACAAA
Drosophila ficusphila is the source of this 2119-nucleotide messenger RNA. Its product is annotated as 5'-deoxynucleotidase HDDC2. Gene Ontology annotation, molecular function: 5'-deoxynucleotidase activity. Gene Ontology annotation, cellular component: cytoplasm. The coding region runs from base 387 to 1529 and encodes 380 amino acids. NCBI's taxonomy places the organism in Eukaryota, Metazoa, Arthropoda, Insecta, Diptera, Drosophilidae. The transcript is spliced from 5 exons. The record is from RefSeq and is a predicted model, not a curated record.